AUGUCUUCUUGUGAGCACACCAAUUUUAUCAUCGAUCACAUGGUUGACAAAUAUGUGAAACAAAAUUUUGAACGGUUUCUAAAAUCUCAAACUGAAAAAAUUAUGCAGCACCGUGAAGACAAUUUAGAUGUCACAGACAUAAAAAAUAUGGCAAUUGAAGCAAUUUUUGACAAUAAAGAAGAGGUUAAAUUGGCACUUAAGAAAAAAGCAGCCUCUAAAGCACACAGGAGAAAAUUCGAAGAUGAAACCGUGAUGAAGAAAAAUCCAAAUAUAUUAUUGAAGCAAGCCUUACUCACAGCUCAGUUGAAUGUUAUUGAUAAAAAACAAUUGAGAAAGUAA
This is a messenger RNA of Tribolium madens (black flour beetle), 339 nucleotides long. RefSeq lists its product as uncharacterized. The transcript has a single exon. NCBI's taxonomy places the organism in Eukaryota, Metazoa, Arthropoda, Insecta, Coleoptera, Tenebrionidae. Bases 1 to 339 code for a protein of 112 amino acids. The record is from RefSeq and is a predicted model, not a curated record.